AUGCCAGGUUGCUUCGUCCUCCCGUUUCUCCUGCUGGUCGUCGCUUCCGGCGCCCAUGACGACGCCGGCCGGCCACCCAUAGACCGGAGAAGCUUCCCCAAGGGGUUCGUCUUCGGGACGGCCUCGUCGGCCUAUCAGUACGAGGGUGGUGCAAUGGAGGGGGGCAGGGGACCAAGCAUAUGGGACACCUUCACUCACCGACAUCCAGAUAAAAUUGCUGACAAAAGUAACGGGGACGUGGCAGACGAUUCCUACCACCUUUACAAGGAAGAUGUACGCCUCAUGAUGGAUAUGGGAAUGGAUGCAUACAGGUUCUCUAUCUCGUGGACACGAAUUCUUCCAAGAGGAACUCUGAAAGGUGGGGUCAACAGGGAAGGCGUCAAAUAUUACAACAACUUGAUCGAUGAGCUCCUGUCCAGAGGGGUGCAGCCAUUUGUGACCCUUUUCCACUGGGACUCUCCUCAGACAUUGGAAGAUAAAUAUGGAGGAUUUCUUAAUCCUAGUAUCAUAAAUGACUAUAAGGACUAUGCUGAAGUGUGCUUUAGAGAGUUCGGAGAUCGAGUGAAGCACUGGAUCACGUUCAACGAGCCCACGCAGUUCUGCGUUGGCGGGUACGCAAGUGGCACGUCAGCGCCAGGGCGUUGCUCGCCGUGGGAGAAGGGAAAAUGCAGCGCCGGGGAUUCAGGAAGGGAGCCUUACACCGCAGGCCAUCACCUGUUGCUCGCUCAUGCAGCGGUCGUCAGACUGUACAAGGAGAAAUACCAGGUUGUUCAGAAGGGGGAGAUUGGAAUAACUUUGGUCUCAAGCUGGUAUGUUCCCUUCUCACGUUCGAACUCCGACAGUGAUGCAGCGAUACGCGCCAUAGACUUCAAUCUUGGAUGGUUUAUGGACCCGCUCGCCAGAGGAGACUACCCCCAAAGCAUGAGAGCAUUGGUCGGAAACCGACUUCCGCGGUUCAGCAAAGAACAAUCUGAACUGCUCAAGGGCGCGUUCGACUUUAUUGGACUCAACUAUUACACUUCGAGCUAUGCUGGUAAUCUUCCUCCACCCAAUGGUUUGAAGAACAGCUACAAUACUGAUGCCCGAGCUAAUGUUACAAGUGUUCGGAAUGGUGUCCCUAUAGGUCCUCGGGCUGCUUCACCUUGGCUCUACGUCUAUCCUCGAGGGCUUCGUGAGCUGGUGCUUUAUAUCAAGGAUAACUAUGGCAAUCCUGCCAUCUACAUCACCGAAAACGGCGUCGAUGAAGCCAACGACAAGAGCUUACCGCUAGAGGAAUCCCUGAAGGACUACGCCAGGAUAGAGUACCACCACAAGCAUCUUAUUGCUCUGAUGAGCGCCAUAAGGGAUGGCGCAAACGUGAAGGGGUACUUUGCAUGGUCGCUGCUUGACGACUUCGAGUGGUCGAGCGGAUACACUGUGCGGUUCGGGUUAAACUUCGUGGACUACAACGAUGGGCUGAAGCGUUACCCCAAGCUCUCCGCCCACUGGUUUAAGAAGUUCCUGAAGAGAUGA
This is a messenger RNA of Lolium rigidum, 1512 nucleotides long. Its product is annotated as beta-glucosidase 12-like. The transcript has 13 exons. Gene Ontology annotation, biological process: carbohydrate metabolic process. The record is from RefSeq and is a predicted model, not a curated record. Gene Ontology annotation, molecular function: beta-glucosidase activity. NCBI's taxonomy places the organism in Eukaryota, Viridiplantae, Streptophyta, Magnoliopsida, Poales, Poaceae. Bases 1 to 1512 code for a protein of 503 amino acids.